This is a messenger RNA of Syzygium oleosum, 1845 nucleotides long. RefSeq lists its product as uncharacterized. The transcript has 10 exons. Bases 107 to 1423 code for a protein of 438 amino acids. Gene Ontology annotation, molecular function: protein binding. NCBI's taxonomy places the organism in Eukaryota, Viridiplantae, Streptophyta, Magnoliopsida, Myrtales, Myrtaceae. The record is from RefSeq and is a predicted model, not a curated record.
UCUUCUUCUUUGGUUCCAGAGUAAAACCUCCUGAACCAGAAGCUGCUUCAAAAUCCAAUCGGCGCCGGGAAAGUUUUCCGAUCGAUCGUCUCCGAUCAGAAGCCGCAUGGAUUCCGCCGUCGCGAUCGUGGUGGCGUCGCUGGUGGUCGGAGCCGCGAUCGCGCUCAUUUUCUUCGGCAAUUACUUCCGCAAGCGGAGAUCCGAGGUCGUGUCCCUUGCCGCGGCGGACCUCCAGCCGCAGCACAAGAACCCGGCGAAGCCUCCUCAGCCCGCCGCCAGGAAGAUUCACGCCAGGUCCAACGCUCAUGGCGCUGAUAAGGAUAAAAACAAGAGGCAUCAUCCUUUGGAUCUGAAUACUUUAAAAGGUCAUGGUGAUUCAGUCACAGGGCUAUGUUUCGCUUCUGAUGGACGAAGUUUGGCAACAGCUUGUGCUGAUGGUGUUGUAAGGGUGUUCAAGUUGGAUGAUGCUUCAAACAAAAGUUUUAAAUUUCUGAGGAUUAACUUGCCUGCUGGAGGCCAUCCAACUGCUGUUGCAUUUGGUGAUGAUGUAUCAUCGGUAAUUGUGGCAUCUCAAAAUUUGUCUGGUUGUUCUCUGUACAUGUAUGGAGAGGAGAAGCCCAAAAAUUCGGACAGCAAUAAGCAGCAGCCUAAGCUACCUAUGCCUGAAAUCAAGUGGGAGCAUCACAAAGUACACGAGCAGAGAGCAAUAUUGACCCUUUCUGGGGCUACUGCAAGUUAUGACAGUGGCGACAGUAGUACAAUAAUUGCAUCUUGUUCAGAAGGAACUGACAUCAUAAUAUGGCAUGCAAAAACUGGGAAGAUCUUGGGGAAUGUCGAUACAAAUCAAUUGAAAAACACUAUGUCUGCUAUCUCGCCCAAUGGGCGUUUUAUUGCUGCCGCAGCUUUUACUGCCGAUGUCAAGGUCUGGGAGAUUGUUUAUUCAAAAGAUGGUUCUGUGAAGGGUGUUACAAGAGUCAUGCAGCUUAAGGGACACAAGAGUGCAGUGACUUGGUUAUGCUUCACUCCAAACUCAGAACAAAUAGUUACUGCAUCGAAGGAUGGCUCUAUGAGAAUUUGGAAUAUCAACGUUCGAUAUCACCUUGAUGAGGAUCCAAAGACUUUAAAGGUGUUUCCAAUCCCAUUGCAAGAUUCAAGUGGUGCUACUUUACACUAUGAUCGCCUCAGUCUAUCCCCUGAUGGAAAGAUACUGGCAGCAACCCAUGGUUCAUUGUUGCAGUGGCUGUGCAUUGAAACUGGAAAGGUUUUGGACACAGCUGAAAGAGCUCAUGAUGGUGACAUCACAUGCAUGUCCUGGGCGCCACAGAGUAUUCCGACAGGCGAUAGAAAAGUUGAUGUUUUGGCGACUGCCAGUGUUGAUAAAAAAGUGAAGCUUUGGGCAGCCCCACUACCCCAAACCUCAUAGAUGAGUUAAUACAGGAGGCUGAUAUUCAGCAUCAGAACAAAGUGAAGGUUGCUCUGGCGAAUAUGCUUUGCCAUUUGAGGUGCAUUGUGGGGUUCUAACUUAUAUCCGAGCCAAGUCACUCUUCACAAGAAACCUCUGGGUGUCCUAUGGAACGUUCUAACACCGUCCGUUCUGACAGCAUCCGGACAUACAGUCCGUCCUUCGACAUUGUUAGUCUUUCUUUAAAAAUUUUGCCGAUAAAUUUGACCUAAUACAGGAUCUAACAGGAAGAGUUUGCUGUAUUCCUUCUGUUUAUUUGUCUGUUCUUUGGGGGGAAUAUUGAGAAGGUUGUGCCUGAGAUGGUGGCUGAACUCCGAGGUGACGACAAUCUAAUGUAUCUGAGCCGGACUGAUCUGGGCGGCUCAAUCGAGUGCUUUUCCUUU